Racocetra fulgida is the source of this 135-nucleotide messenger RNA. The record is from the annotation of a GenBank genome assembly. NCBI's taxonomy places the organism in Eukaryota, Fungi, Glomeromycota, Glomeromycetes, Diversisporales, Gigasporaceae.
AACCAAAUUCAGAUAUAGAAAUUGACAAUGAUGACAUAAUAGAGUCAAGGUUAACACCAUCUUUACCUCUAAAUGAAGAGGAAUUAUCUAAUGAAGAAUUAUUAUCCAAUAAUAAAGAAUCUGAAGAACUUAAUU